ACCAGCCCAUCCCUGACCUGAGCUCUGUGAGCUGAUUCCACCAGUGACUGAGCACAGACCAGCACCAUGGAGCUGGGGCUGCGCUGGGUUCUCCUUGUUGCUCUGUUGAAAGGUGUGCAGUGUGAAGUGCAGCUGGUGGAGUCUGGGGGAGGCUUGGUGCAGCCUGGGGGGUCCCUGAGACUCACCUGUGCAGCCUCCGGUUUCUCCAUCAGUGGAUAUUGGAUGAACUGGCUUCGCCAGGCUCCAGGGAAGGGGCUGGAGUGGGUUUCUUCCAUCUAUGAUAGUAGUAGGAUACACUACGCAGACUCCGUGAAGGGCCGCUUCACCAUCUCCAGAGACAACAGCAAGAACACACUUUACCUGCAGAUGAACAGCCUGAGAGUGGAGGACUCGGCCGUCUAUUACUGUGCUAGAGACACAGUGCAGGAAAUCCAGUGUGGGCCAGACACAAACCUCCCUGCAGGGCGCUCAGCACCAGCAGGGGGCGCUGGGCACAGCUUGGAGCCAGGGGACAUGGAAGUGGACACGAGGAGUCUGGGUUGGACUACACAGACAACAGGCCAUGUGCAUGACUCAGGGAAAAUGCUGGAGGGGACUGGACACAUCUAUAAACGUGGGAGCACCGUGUAUAGCCCGAGCCUCCAGAGCAGAGUCACCAUGACAGUGCACACCUCCAAGGACCAGUGCUCCCUGCAGCUGAGCUCCGUGACCACGGAGCACAAGGCCUUGCACUACUGUGUAGGACACACUGAGGAGACCGGGUGUGAGCCCUGA
Messenger RNA from Dipodomys spectabilis (banner-tailed kangaroo rat), 774 nucleotides. RefSeq names its product immunoglobulin alpha-2 heavy chain-like. Gene Ontology annotation, biological process: complement activation, classical pathway; positive regulation of B cell activation; defense response to bacterium. The transcript is spliced from 4 exons. NCBI's taxonomy places the organism in Eukaryota, Metazoa, Chordata, Mammalia, Rodentia, Heteromyidae. The record is from RefSeq and is a predicted model, not a curated record. Gene Ontology annotation, molecular function: antigen binding; immunoglobulin receptor binding. Gene Ontology annotation, cellular component: external side of plasma membrane; immunoglobulin complex, circulating; blood microparticle. Bases 67 to 774 code for a protein of 235 amino acids.